Mollisia scopiformis is the source of this 354-nucleotide messenger RNA. RefSeq lists its product as uncharacterized. The record is from RefSeq and is a predicted model, not a curated record. The coding region runs from base 1 to 354 and encodes 117 amino acids. The transcript has a single exon. Lineage: Eukaryota; Fungi; Ascomycota; Leotiomycetes; Helotiales; Mollisiaceae.
AUGACGGUUGCGACGACACUCAAUCUCCUCAAUCCAACAGUGCCGAUGACCGCCCGUCUUCAUCUGGCAGCACCAGCACUGCUCACUCAAGCAUGGCAAUCAGCGAGAACAGCCGAAGAUUCGUCCCCACAAUCUCUCCUGCGUGGAGGGGCUAUUGAGCAAGUUGGUACCACUUCACAUCGAUAUAAUUCAGAGAAGCUGACUGCAAUGAAGCUCCCAAAUAUGUUCCAACCGGCAAAGGACACCAAGGCAAAGUCGCUGACCGGACUCGAAAUGCAAGCUACUUCGACAGUCGAACACGAUUCCACAAAUUGCCCGGCGCGACAGAACUAUCAAGGAGUACAAGGCGACUGA